CGCGCCGGAUUCAAUAUGGCGGCGCCCCGGAUUCAACAUGGCGGCGCCCUGGGACUCAACAUGGCGGCGCCCUUGGACUCAACAUGGCGGCGCCCGGGCGGCAGCACCGGAAGCGUGCGUCGCCCUUCCGACGUGACGCGCGCGGUGACGUCAAGGCGCCGCCGGGACCAGCCGAGCACGGUGUGGCGUCGAGCCCGCGGCGCCCUCCGGCCCGCCCCGACGAGGAGACGGCGCAGCGGCCCCGCGAUGGCGGGCGAGCCCGGGCGGCCCGAGGCGGGGGACCCGGGGCGACCCCCGCGGGGGGCCCCGGCGGCGGGCGGCGAGGCCGUGGUCACCGAGGGGGCCGCCAGGAUCGUCUUCCCCGGCGCCAACGAGGUCUUCUACAACCCCGUCCAGGAAUUCAACCGCGACCUGACGUGCGCCGUCGUCACGGAGUUCGCCCGCCUGCAGCUGGCCGCCAAGGGCAUCCGGGUCGUCGUGCCCGGGGAGGACGAGGCGGAGGCGGCGGAGCGGACCGGGGAGGAGGCCGGAGGCGCCGGGCCCGAGACGGCGGCCGUGGGGGAGAUCUGUGAGGAGGGUCUUCGGGUGCUGGAGGGUCUGGCGGCGACGGGGCUGCGCUCCAUCCGCUUCGCCCGCGAGGUGCCGGGCCUCCGGGCCGUGGUGGCCAACGACGCCUCCGCCCGGGCCGUCGACCUCGUGACCCGCAACGUCCAGCUCAACGCCGUGGCCCACCUGGUGCGGCCCAGCCUGGCAGACGCCCGGACGCUGAUGUACCGGCACCAGUCGGGGCCGGAGCGCUUCGACGUCAUCGACCUGGACCCCUACGGAAGCCCCUCGCCCUUCCUGGACGCGGCCGUGCGGGCCGUGAGCGAAGGAGGCCUGCUCUGCGUCACGUGCACGGACAUGGCCGUCAUGGCGGGCAACGGCGGCGAGACCUGCUACGGCAAGUACGGGGCCGUGUCCCUCAAGAGCCCCGCCUGCCACGAGAUGGCGCUGCGCAUCGUCCUCCACAGCCUGGACCUGCACGCCAACUGCUACCGGCGGUACGUGGCGCCCCUGCUCUCCGUCAGCGCCGACUUCUACGUCCGCGUCUUCGUCCGCGUCUUCACCGGCCAGGCCAAGGUCAAGGCCUCCGCCAGCAAGCAGGCCCUCGUCUACCAGUGCGGCGGCUGCGGCGCCUUCCACCUGCAGCGGCUGGGCAAGGCCAGCGACCAGGGCGACCGCGUCAAGUUCUCGGCGGCCAGCGGCCCCCCCGUCGGCCCGGCCUGUGAGUUCUGCGGCCAGCGGCACCAGCUCGGGGGGCCGCUGUGGGCCGAGCCCAUCCACGACCCGGACUUCGUGGGCCGCGUCCUGAGCGCCGUCGGCCGGAACCCCGGACGCUUCCGCACCGCCGCCCGCAUCCAGGGCGUCCUCAGCAUGGUGUCCGAGGAGCUGAGCGACGUGCCCCUCUACUACACCCUGACCCAGCUGAGCAGCACCCUCCACUGCAGCACCCCCUCCCUGCUGCAGUUCAGAUCGGCGGUGCUGCACGCCGGCUACCGCGUCUCCCUGUCCCACGCCCGCAAGGACGCCGUCAAGACGGACGCCCCCCCCUCGGCCCUCUGGGACAUCAUGCGCUGCUGGGAGAAGGCGAACCCCGUCAAGCGGGAACGGCUGUCGGAGACCAGCCCGGCCUUCCGGAUCCUCGCCACGGAACCCACGCUGCAGGCGAAUUUCUCCAUCCGGGCCGACGCCAACCCCAGCUCCCGCCAACGCAAGCGGAAGCGCUUCCAGGUCAACCCCGAGGCCAACUGGGGGCCCAAGGCCCGCGCCCGCCGGGAGGGAAGACCCGGGCCCCGGAGGAGAAGAGACGGCAGCAUCAGAACAAGCGCAAGGAGGCCGGCGGGGACAGCGACCGGCUCAAGGCCUUUCCUUGCAAGAAGUUCAAGCAGGGAGCCUGCACCCUGGGCGGCGACUGCUGCUACUCCCACCCGGCCCCCUCGCCGGAGCCGGCCCCCCGGCCCCCGCCGGCCCCGGAGACGACUUGACCGUGGGCGGGGCCGGGCCGUCCGACCCAUUAAAGGCCGAGCGGAGGAGGCCGGUGGUCAAGCGCCGGAUGUGGAACUGUCGCCCGCCGAGCGACAGUCGUCCGGAGGAGGCCGGCGAGCCUCGCCCCGGGAGCCCGCCCGCACGGCGGAGGCCGGUACGUAG
This is a messenger RNA of Ornithorhynchus anatinus (platypus), 2190 nucleotides long. It is a transcript of the gene TRMT1, whose product is annotated as tRNA methyltransferase 1. Gene Ontology annotation, biological process: tRNA N2-guanine methylation. Gene Ontology annotation, molecular function: RNA binding. The coding region runs from base 16 to 2190 and encodes 724 amino acids. Gene Ontology annotation, cellular component: nucleus. The record is from RefSeq and is a predicted model, not a curated record. The transcript has 18 exons. NCBI's taxonomy places the organism in Eukaryota, Metazoa, Chordata, Mammalia, Monotremata, Ornithorhynchidae.